GCGGGCACUGGCCUGGCCCGGGAAUCAGAUUCGCUCGCUGCGUUUGUCUUCUUUGUCGCCGUGUUGACGGAACCGAGAAAAUCACGUAUCGCGGAGAUGGCGUUUUUAAUGAACUGUGACGAUUUGUUGCAGCAAGUAAGCUCAGACAAUCUUGAAUUACUGGAGCAGAUUGGACUGUACUUAACCUUAGAGAAGGUUGAGCAUGCAGAACAGUUUUACAAAACCGUAGUCGGUGCUCGGUUGCUGCACCACUUCUGGGAGAAGUUGUCUAAGGAAGACGAGAUUGAAGCUCACAGGAACGAAGCCCUCUUGGCCAUAGCUGAAUUUGUCAAGACCCAUCCACGAGCAUCUGAGCAAGAGACUCUUGCAGAGAUAGAAAAACAGAUCCGGAACUUUGUUCACAAGAUGGAAUCUUGAAUGUGAUUCUGCGUAACCUACCAUACCAUUUCACCUUCCAUUGACUCAACAGCUAAGCAAUGGGUAGACAACCAUCUCAUAAUGGCAUGUGCAUUUAUCAAUAUUUUGACAACAUGUUCUGUAUUUCUUAAUUUUUGUUCUAUGAAGCGUAUAUCUGAGAGAUUACUACUUUCCAAAAGGACUCUCAUUCAGCAACAGUGUAUAGGCUCUGCUAUAUUAUAAUAAAAGCUUCAAGCUCUGAAA
This is a messenger RNA of Ornithodoros turicata, 660 nucleotides long. RefSeq lists its product as uncharacterized. The record is from RefSeq and is a predicted model, not a curated record. Lineage: Eukaryota; Metazoa; Arthropoda; Arachnida; Ixodida; Argasidae. The transcript has 3 exons. Bases 97 to 417 code for a protein of 106 amino acids.